CACUUCACCAUCUUCAUUAAUCCAACCCCAAAACCAGGUAUCAACAAACCUUAAUCAAUGAUCCAACAGAUUUGGCCUACUAUCCCUAAGCAUUUGGGUUACCCCUUCUCUCUAUAAGAAGAAACUACCCUUUCUCUCUCCUCCUUACCCUUCUCCUUUUAGAGAGAGAAAAUAUCCACCACUGUCUUUUCUUUUCCUUGCAACAGAGAGUACUCAUCUUACUCAAACUGGAAAUAAAUACACUUUCUCUCUCCUACCCGCCAAUUAUUAUUGUUGGAAUUUUUUAGGGUUCAUUCAUUUUUGUCAAGAUUUUAUCAUCUGGGUUGAUUGCAAAAUCUAGGAAUCAAUUUGGGUUUUUUUCUCUGCUUAAAACCCUAAAUUAAAAAUUCCCCUUUCGCAGUAACAUAAACAAAAAAAGAAAAGGUUGCAUUGUCAGAGGAAUCUUAAGGAAUCAGCCGUUAACAAAUCAUCAUCCAUAAAUACUCUCCCUUUUUCCGGGUUUAUUACUUUUUUUCAUUUGUGGUUUUGCAUUAUGUCUCGGAGUAGUCAUUGGACAGUGGAAUUUAUAUCUUGAGGGGGGAUUCUGCAAGGAUCUCGAUGUUGCCUAAUGGUUAGAGGCACCAUGGACGGUAGAAGGACGGUGGAUCGGCUCAAGGGUACUUUAUGCCAGAGAAUUUUGUUAUUUACUAUCUGGUUCUCCACUUUCGAAGAUGUGGUGUUUUUGAAAGUGCUUGCUGAACAGUAUCAUCUUCCUACUCAUCAUGACCUUGAUACGUCGCCAAGUACAGGGACUUUUCAACCUAUUGAGAUAUCACCAUCUGUUAUUCCUCAUUAUCCAAUCCCCAAUGAAUCUGCUCCGCCACUGUAUCCUAGAUUUCCACUGAUAUACAAGCCAGUAUUGACGGGAAAAUGUCCUGUAAACUUCUCUGCCAUAUCAGACAUCAUUGAGAGAACUUCUCUUGAUUGUUCUCAACCUUUAGCAUCCUAUGUUGGGAGUGUUGUAUGCUGUCCCCAAUUUGGUAGUCUGCUUCGUAUAUUCCAGGGUUACCAUAGCACAGUUUCCGAUAAGUUGGUUUUUGAAGAUGUUGUUGCCAAUGAUUGUUACUCAGACAUCAUUAGUAUUCUUGCUAGUAAAGGGGCAAAUAGUUCAAUUUCACAGCUUUGUUCUGUUAAACCAUCAAAUAUUACUGGGGGAUCGUGUCCUGUGAAAGAUGUAAGUUCGUUUGAAAGAAUCGUGAACACGAGUAUGUUGUUAGAUUCCUGCAGCACAGUUGACCUUCUAAAGGAGUGUUGCAGACCUGUUUGCCAGCCUGCAAUUGCAGAUGCUGCACUUCAGCUCUCGGGACAACUAACAGCCAGCAAUGGAAAAGAUAUGGUAGGGGGAGCUAUUAAUAUAGACACACUUAAUGAUUGUAAAGGGGUCGUCUAUUCAUGGCUUUCACGGAAACUGUCAGCAGAUGCUGCAAAUACUGCAUUCAGGAUAGUAUCAAGCUGUAAAGUCAACAAAGUUUGUCCUCUGGAGUUCAGACAUCCAUUAGAAGUAGUUGAACAAUGCCGCAACACAGCUGCUCCAAGUCCUUCCUGUUGUACCUCAUUAAAUAGCUAUAUUAGUGGGAUUCAGAAGCAAAUGUUGAUAACAAAUAAACAAGCAAUCAUUUGUUCAACUAUUUUUGCAUCAAUGUUACAGAAGGCCGGAGUUAUGACAGAUGUGUAUGAACUUUGUGAUGUGGACUUGAAAGAUUUUUCAAUCCAAGUAACAGCAUAUGGACAGCAAGGUUGUCUACUUCGAAGUCAACCAGCAGAUGUUGUGUAUGACAAUGUGACAGGUUAUAGUUUUACUUGUGACUUAAAUGACAAUAUCGGAGCUCCCUGGCCUUCAUCAUCUUCUAUGUCAUCCUUUUCCUUGUGUGCUCCAGAAAUGUCAUUACCUGCACUACCAAAGUCGAAGAAUUCAGGAAGUCAUGGUGGAAUGGAAGUCCUUAUAGCCAUUUUCACAGCUAUUGUAAUCAGUGCAAUUUUGUACUGAGUAUAUUUUGUCUAAGCGAGGUUGAUCAGUCCGAUGGAGAAAGUAGUUUGUGGGUAGGGUUUAAUGUAUAUUGUUAGAUACUGUAAUACUUUCCAUGUAUAGUAGGUUAUGUUUUCUUCUACUUAAUACAGAGUACUCUUUUUUUUUUU
Messenger RNA from Spinacia oleracea (spinach), 2175 nucleotides. RefSeq lists its product as uncharacterized. Bases 608 to 2026 code for a protein of 472 amino acids. Gene Ontology annotation, cellular component: plasma membrane. Lineage: Eukaryota; Viridiplantae; Streptophyta; Magnoliopsida; Caryophyllales; Amaranthaceae. The record is from RefSeq and is a predicted model, not a curated record. The transcript has 8 exons.